UUGUCUUUGGUGAAAUUGUCUGGAAACAAAAGGGCCAUGGAGAGAAACGCACUAACCUUUCCUCCAACACUCGACCCUACUCGCCACUUCCAAAUGUUGCUGCUGAAUCAGAGAAGUAGACUGCAUGACCAGAUCAGGAAUCUUCGUGAGAUUGCACGUAACAUCAACAAGCUACGCAGACGAUCGCUGAUUGCAAAUAUCACUGGGAGCUCUCUAAGUGCAGUGGGAGCAAUCACAGCCAUUGUGGGACUCUCCUUGAGCCCUGCCACUUUAGGGGCAUCUCUCUUAGCUUCUGCUGUGGGGCUGGGUGUAGCCUCUGCCGGAGGGGCUGUCAGUGUCACUUCCGAUCUCUCCUUAGUGCUCUUUAACUCCAGGGAACUGAGAAGGGUGCAGGAGAUCACCGUGAACUGUCAGAACCAGAUAAGGGAAAUCCUGAGUUGUCUGGAAUUCCUCCACCGUGGACAGGGCCCAAUGGACCCCAUGUUGCUCCAAUCAGAAAAAAAUGCUUCCAUCUCACUGUACAAUUCCCUCUGCUUCAUGGUAUUCUAUGGUUCACGCAACUUCCUUGUGCCGGAGUACACAAGGGAGGUCACAAAGGUGAGUCAAGCUGUGCUGAAGGCAAAAAUCCAGAAGCUGGCUGAAAACCUUGAAUCCUGUACCAGAGCAAUGGAUGAAGUCUGUGAACUCUUGGAGUCCAGAGCAGAACUGUCUUCCAACACAACAAACUCCAACUCAGGUUCUAAGAUCAUUGUCAUGCCCCAGAGAUCCUCCAGCUGAAACAGCACUUUGCACCAAAACUAACAGUGUGGUCAGAGAUACUGUAUUUAUUCACUAUGUUUAUCACUAUUGUUAUUUUUAUAAGCAUUUGUGGAACCCAUCCCUGCAGGUGAGAAAAAGUUACAAGGUUUUUAUUUCAAUAUGUUCCUAAAAGGGAGCUUAUGCUUUUACCUCCCUGCAGCACUGGACUAAAUGUAGAGGUUAUGAUGGAGAUGUAGCCUGUAAGCUAAAUAACAGGAAUGACUCCAGAGCCUGCAUUUAAUGGAAAACCAAUAGGAUAGAUGUUGGAUUAAAGGCUUCUGCCCAAAUUUCUCUGACUCCCAUCCUGAUUUAGAGAGGGAUGGGUCUGGUGUUAGACCAAAAGACUUCUUGACUGAUUUUGCUCCCUCAUGGUAAAUAACCUAUGAAUUCUUCUCAGAGAGGCAAAAUGAGAUCUAUCGUAACAUAUAGCACCCACAAAUGUCCUACUGAUGCAGUCAGACGUGGGACAAACUAAAUUCACUAGAUGGCAGUACAGCACACAGAACAUGUCAGCAAGAAAUAUGUCCCAAGCCUAAAAGUACUCUGUCCUUUUUAAAGGGGUGUUUUCCUUACCAAGUGCUGUGGGGUAUAGUGGAAAUUGUGACAUUUUUCCUAUUUAUUUGUAUAGAGUUAUUUUAAACUUUUAAAAAUGUAUUUGAAGAAGAACAAAUGUUUAAGCACAUAGCAAAAGCAAUGGCUGUAUCCAGAGGGACGCAUUCCACAGGGCAAAGCAAGUCAAUGCUGGUGUCUGAUGGAAAGUCUCCUAUUCUCUCACCAGCCUGUGCAACACCUUGUCCAAAGGGGAGAGCAUUGUCUGAAUUCAAACAGAUACAAAACAUUGUAGAUUGAAGGAAAUCAAGUACAGCUCUCAGGAUGGGAGGGAGAAAAGGAUGGGAAGGGAAAAGGGGGAAGAGGAGAGCUCUCCUCUUGAAACACAUAGAGGAAAGCGAUAAUUCCGUAUGCUAAGAGGAGAGUCCAGUUGUGAGAGGUGGCAUGGGAGUCAAUUAGAGAUGUCAAUAGUUAGGUCUCUUGGGGUACCAGUGGAAAUGCUCACGUGAUUUUCUGCAUACCAAGUGUGAUGGUGACACCAGGGGUACGUCUAGGCUACAGGCUUUUGUCGACAGAAGUUUUGUCGACAGAUACUGUCGACAAAGCUUCUGUCGACAAAGAGCGUCUAGACUACAUCCAGU
Messenger RNA from Pelodiscus sinensis (Chinese soft-shelled turtle), 1988 nucleotides. RefSeq names its product apolipoprotein L domain containing 1 (gene APOLD1). The record is from RefSeq and is a predicted model, not a curated record. Gene Ontology annotation, biological process: angiogenesis; lipoprotein metabolic process; lipid transport. Gene Ontology annotation, molecular function: lipid binding. NCBI's taxonomy places the organism in Eukaryota, Metazoa, Chordata, Testudines, Trionychidae. Gene Ontology annotation, cellular component: membrane; extracellular region.